Molecule: messenger RNA, 3471 nt
Organism: Plasmodium cynomolgi strain B
Lineage: Eukaryota; Apicomplexa; Aconoidasida; Haemosporida; Plasmodiidae
Exons: 2
Biological process (GO): spindle assembly; mitotic cell cycle; microtubule nucleation
Cellular component (GO): centrosome; spindle pole; equatorial microtubule organizing center
Molecular function (GO): microtubule minus-end binding; gamma-tubulin binding
Source: RefSeq, a predicted model, not a curated record
AAAAGCAUACUGGUGAAUGAGUAUCUGAGGUGCUUGGCCAAAAACGACUUGGUAGACAUAAACGACGUUCUCUACGACGUCGUUAACAUGCGCAGCAGAGUUCUCAACUGCUAUACCAAGGUGUACAUAAACGAUUACUUCCUACUUGUUAAUAAUAAGACCAAGGAAAUCUUGGGCGUCCAAAGGGUCCCUGCAGAACGCCCCUCCAUGGGUGGUGCACACAAGGGUAGUACCCACAAGAGUAACACCCACAAGAGUAGCACCCACACGGUGGGGGAGCAAACCAAUCCGGACAAAAAGGAACCCCCCUUUGGCAUCUCCAUGGAGAAUUGCGAAUCCAAGUACUACAACCUUGUGCUCAUAAAAAAAAUGAGCCUUAGCCACCUCUUCGGAACCGCCACAGAUAUCAACAUCACAUUCGCCUUCCACAAUGUGUGUCUCACAAGUUACAACAAAAUUAAUGACAACAGCUCCUACAUGCUCAUCUAUAACUAUAACCUAACCAGGGAGAGUCAAAUUUUUUCAAUAAAGUCUAGUGGCCCAGGGGAACAGAUAAGAACACCCGAUUCGAACAACAUCCAACAAGGAACCAGCCACGAAGACUAUGUCUAUUUUAAUAACUAUAUAACGAAAAAGAUUGCGGAAAAUUACCUCAGUUACAGUUUGUACAUUAAGGAGUGCCUCCUCAUCAUCGACAUAUUCGAUCGAGAAAGCAACAGUAGCCACUUGGAAAUCACGAGGGAAAUAUUAAAGCUAGGAAUUUUUCUAAGGCGCAUCCAAAGAUUCAUCGAAAUUAAUAAAAGAGGACAGUCCUGCAACUCUACUUUUGACAUGUUCUGUUGCUGCCUGUACAACAUCAGCAUGCACAUCCUAAACCACAUCAACAAAAUUGAAGAAAAUGUCAGAAAUGUUUAUAAUUUUUCUAAAAUUUAUAUGAAGGACGGUACUGGAGGAGGGGCCUACUACCCACCAGGGGGAAAUAAAACCUGGGAACAAAUCCCAGGCACAGAAACACAAACUCGAUCGAGUGACCUACCCAUGUGUCUGUUUGACGCAAAUGCAUUAUCGACAUGCACAGAUCCAGAAGAAAAAAAAAUUUUCUUCAGCAUUAAUAAUUUGUUUCGAAAAAAUGUCCACGAUUUUAACCUGUUCUUCAAUAUCAAUAUUGACAAAGCAGAAGAUAUUUCUUUGUACAAAAUAAAAAUUAUUGUCCUCCCACUCCUUCAGAUAGGCAAACUGCUUAACAAAAUCAUUAACAAAAUUAUUACCAAAAAACAGAUGAACAAUUCGAGGUACCUAAUCGAUCUGAUAUACAAAUUACAGGAGUACCUACACUCAGAUAGCAUCAACAAAACGGUACUUAUGUAUCUUCUAAAAAAUAUUACCACCCCUUUGUUUGACUUUAUAAAAAAUUACAUCUUCUACGGUAAAGUGAAAGACACACAUAGAGAAUUCUUCAUCCAUGAAAAUAGGAAUAUUACCCCUUAUUAUAAACAGACCAACAAAUUUUACUGCACAAAUAUAUUUAAGUAUAUUUACAAAAGGUAUAUAGACAUGUCUACUAACUAUUGGGGAGCUAAGUAUGUGAUCCUGAACCGUAAGGUUCCCACUUUUUUGAGGAAUGUAUCUUAUCACAUUUUCAUCACGGGGAAGUAUAUCGAUGUCCUUUCCGCAUGCUCCAAAUUGUUGACUCUUCAGAGUAGGCGUAGAAAUCGCCUCUGUAUAGACGGGGCGGAAUAUCAUAAUGAUAGUGCCAUUCGUGGGUGGGGCACACCAGAAGUGGAUACCCUAUUCAUGUGCGCACCGUCUAAGAGGACCAACCACGGAAGGGAGAGCGCCUCCCCUCAAGCGGAAAUACACCAAAGUGAGGCAAACAACCCCUGGGAAGAAGACGACGAACCGGACGAACUGGACGAACCGGGCGAACGGGACGAAUGGGACGAACGGGACGAAUGGGACUUACCGGACGAACGGGACUUACCGGACUUACCGGACGAGCUGUACAACAGCCACACCGACCCCCUCCGUAACAACAAGACGUGUCUCCUAACAUACGAUGGAAACAAAAAGACGUACGAACACCUCAUACACAAUCAACACCUAUUUGCUUCCAAAAAAAUGUUCGAACUGUACAUAAAAAAAAUAGACAUCAAGGAAAAAAUAAAGCAUCAUUAUUUUUUCUUCUUCCUCCAAAUUAGUGACUAUUUAAAAUAUUUUUACAUCCUAGCACAUGAGCAUCUCGAAAAACUGUACAAUAGCAAAAAAAACAGCAACGUGUUGAACAAGCUGAAAAACUUUUUCGACAUAUCUUUGAGGUCCUCUGUAUUGUACCAUCUGAAGUAUCGGCAUGACUACAACGUAGACGUCUCCGACAUUUUAAGUAUCAUCGAUAAUGUUAACCUGAUUAUCGAUCUGAGGAACUUCUACUUGAAUAUUAGUCAGGUCCACGUUGGUAGAGAGCACCAGGAUGAUGGCCUAGACAAUGACCCAGCAAACAGCGGAACGGCAUUGCUUGAGUGGCAGCAGAGGGAAGUUCACAGUGGAGUUUGCUACCAGAAGGGACACCUCCAAGAUGGGAAUUCCCCUAGAGGAGGGGCCCUCGCACAAUCAGAGGACGACACCGACUUGGACAGCGAAACGGAGAGUCCCUCGGAUGGGGACCAACACCAAGGAGGAGCAUCCCUCACAAUGAAGGAACACAAAAAUAGGAAGACAAAAAAGAAGACCAAAAAAAAGAUGCAAAAAAGGAAAAAAAAAAAUUAUGCUACCAUGGGAAAAAGAACCCCAAAUGGAUCCAACCUCGAACAGCAACAACUCCUGGGAAAAAAAAAAAUACUAGCCAACCUCAAAAAUAAUGUACUCAAUAAUAUACACAAUAAUAUGCAGACCAACACAAACGUAGAAAUUUACAAAGGCCUAGUCCUCUCCUACCAUAAUAUGUUUCCAUAUAAUUUGAUAUUUAACAACGUAACCAUUUUUAAGUACACCCUCAUAUUUCGUAUUUUAAAUUAUUGCAAAUAUAUUGAGCACAAGCUGACGGAGGUGUGGCUGAAUCACAUGUUCGUAAAAAAUAUAUUCAUAAAUGAGGAAUGCAAAAAUAAUUUGAUGAUGUGCAUACACACGAGGGAAUGCAUGACUCACUUCCUAAAGUGUUACACCUAUCACCUACAGAACGAUGUCAUCAAGUCGGAGUAUGCUCAUAUGAAUAUCAAACUAAAGGAGACUCUCAUUUUCGAUGACAUUAUACAUAUCCACAACGCUUACCUCAAUAACAUCCUCAGAUACUCUUUCAUAAUGAACCAAAAUAUUAUCAACUCCAUUUUGAAAUUGAUAUCCAUAUCGCACAUUUUCACUAGACAUAUUUUAAAAUUCAACUUUAAUAAAAAUGAGCAAUUGGGACGUGUGUCGUCUCGUGAAAAUGGCAAGGGCGACCGAAGUGGGGGGAACCCUAACGGAGGUCACAACGGUUUA